CGGCGGCGCGCGGAGACGCAGAGCGGCAGCGGCAGCAUGUCGGCCGGCGGAGCGCCAGUCCCGCCGCCCCCGAACCCCGCCGUGUCCUUCCCGGCGCCCCGGAUCACUCUGCCCGCCGGCCCGGACAUCCUGCGGACCUACUCGGGUGCCUUCGUCUGCCUGGAGAUUCUGUUCGGCGGACUCGUCUGGAUUUUGGUCGCCUCCUCCAACGUUCCUCUACCUCUGCUACAAGGAUGGGUCAUGUUCGUGUCCGUGACGGCUUUUAUCUUUUCCCUCCUCUUCCUGGGCGUGUUCCUCUCUGGCAUGGUGACUCAGAUUGAUGCCAACUGGAACUUCCUGGAUUUUGCGUACCAUUUUACAGUGUUUGUCUUCUACUUUGGAGCCUUUCUCCUGGAAGCAGCAGCCACAUCCUUGCAUGAUCUACACUGCAACACGACCGCAUCUGUGCAGCCGCUCUUGAGUGAUAACCAGUAUAACAUAAACGUCGCAGCCACAAUUUUUGCCUUCAUGACAACAGCUUGUUAUGGUUGCAGUUUGGGUCUGGCUUUACGAAGAUGGCGACCGUAACACUCCUUAGAAACUAACGGUCUGUGUUGGUUUCAUCUGUCUACUUGAUGUGUCUGAUUAAUUUGGAUACCAUUUUGUCCAGAAAGAACAACAUUCCAAAAGUAAUUUUUUGAGUAUGUGGAGAGAAUCUAAGUGCAAGUUUUGGUUCAUUUCAUGGAUAGAAUUUUAAUUUUAUUAUGAUGUUACACAUUGGAAUGGCCUUUAAUUUUAUAUGUCUAUUUUUUAAAGAAAAUCUUCCUUUAUAUCCAUAAAAUAUACUGAUAUUGCUCAUGAAAAGGGGGUAUCUCUUUUGUUUAAUUGCUGAGUCACCUAACCCUUAAUUUUAAUAGGUAACUAAAAUUUCCUUAAAAAACAAAAAGCAAAAACCGUGUUUUAAAUAGCCUUCCCACUGAACUCUGUCUUUUAGUGUGAAACAGAGAUUGGCACCCUUUUUCUAUAAAGGUCCAGAUGGUAAAUAUUUUAGGCUUUGUGGGCCAUACAGUCUCUGUGGCAACAGUUCAUCCCUGCUGUUACUUAGCCAUAGGCAAUGGGCAAGUGAAUGAGUGAGCCUGUGUCCCAAUAAAACUUUAUUCAUGAAGACAGGAAGCAGGCUGGAUUUGGCCUGUGGCUAAGUUUGCCAACCUCUGGUGUAAAACCUUAGUUAUAUGUUAUGGAUUUUAUUGAUCUGAUCCUGGAAGGUAUAAAACGAGAUAAGUCACAUAAUAUUUAGCCUCAUGAUGCAAUAAUCACAUUGCCCUUGUGUUAAUGGUCAAGUAUUUACCCUUGAAAUGGUGGAUAGUUUUUCAGGCCAAUUCAAGCAGAGUCUUGGGUACAGGAAAAAGUAACUUAUGAAGUAAAUCCUAGUUGCUUAAUCAAACUAAGGGUCUCUUAACAACUGAGCAAACCUCUCAUCUGGCAUCCUUAAAAUGAGAUCCCCAGAAACCAUUCACCACUACUGGAACUGGCAUCUAGCUUCUUACAUGUCUUACUUUGGAUUUAUUUAUGCUUCAGAAUACAGCUGUCUGUCCUCUGCAUGAACAUACAGAUAUAUGUGUGUGGGUGUAC
Molecule: messenger RNA, 1611 nt
Organism: Ailuropoda melanoleuca (giant panda)
Lineage: Eukaryota; Metazoa; Chordata; Mammalia; Carnivora; Ursidae
Gene: MAL2
Product: mal, T cell differentiation protein 2
Exons: 4
Coding region: 37-567 (176 amino acids)
Biological process (GO): myelination
Cellular component (GO): membrane
Molecular function (GO): structural constituent of myelin sheath
Source: RefSeq, a predicted model, not a curated record